AUGUCACCCCUUGUUAUUUUCCCUUUUGCUCUCUUGCUAUUCUUCUUGUUCAGAAAACACAAAAUAACAUCCAAGAAACCAACUCUUCCACCAGGACCUAAAGGCCUUCCUUUCAUUGGAAACUUACACCAACUUGAUAGUUCAUCUCUUGGUAUAAACUUUUAUGAACUCUCAAAACAAUAUGGCUCUUUAAUCUUCCUUAAACUUGGUUCAAGACCAACACUUGUUGUUUCAUCUGCUAAAAUGGCCAAACAAGUAAUGAAAACACACGAUAUUGAAUUCUGUAACCGACCCGCUUUAAUCAGUCAUAUGAAACUCUCUUAUAAUGGAUUAGAUCAAUUCUUUGCACCGUAUAGAGAAUAUUGGAGACACACUAAAAAACUUUCCUUCAUCCAAUUUCUUAGUGUCAAAAGAGUAACAAUGUAUUCUUCAGUUAGAAAAUAUGAGGUGACUCAAAUGAUGAAGAAGAUAUCAGAACAAUACGUGCCCUCUAAUAAACCUGUCAACUUGCAUGAUCUUCUUACUUGUCUUACAAGCGCAAUUGUUUGUAGGACAGCAUUCGGGAGGAGGUUUGAAGAGGAAGGAACUGAGCGUAGCAUGUUUCAUGAUUUGCUUAAAGAAGCGCAGGAAAUGACGAUUUCGUUCUUUUACACGGAUUAUUUGCCUUGUUUUGGAGGGAUUAUUGAUAAAUUUACUGGAAUGAUGGGUCGCCUUGAGAAAACAUUCAAGUUUUUGGAUGGAUUUUUUCAGAGUAUAGUUGAUGAACAUCUUGAUCCUGAAAGGAAGAAGAUGCGUCCGCAUGAAAAGGAUGUUAUUGAUGCUUUGAUUGAAUUGAAGAAUGAUCCUUACUGCUCAAUGGACCUUAAAUCUGAACACAUUAAACCCAUGAUCAUGAAUAUGUUAUUGGCGGGGACAGACACAAUGGCGUCCGCGGUAGUUUGGGCUAUGACCGCGCUAAUGAAGGAUGCAAGAGUAAUGCAAAAAGUACAAGAAGAAAUUAGAAAAGUAUUUGAAGGGAAAAGUUUUAUAGAUGAAGAAGAUGUUCAAAAACUUCCAUAUCUCAGAGCGGUUAUAAAAGAAACAAUGAGAUUAUACCCUGCUUUGCCGAUACUUCUACCAAGAGAAACCAUGAAAGAGUGUGAAAUUGAAGGAGAUCCAGAAGCUUGGAAGAAUCCAGAAGAGUUUUAUCCAGAGAGAUUUAUAGGAAGUGAUAUAGACUUUAAAGGACAAGAUUUUGAGUUGAUUCCAUUUGGUUCAGGGCGAAGAGUUUGCCCCGGCUUAAACAUGGGAGUUGCUACGGUGGACCUUUUACUUGUUAAUCUUUUAUAUUUGUUUGAUUGGGAAAUGCCUGAAGGAGUAAAGAGGGAAGAUAUAGAUCUUCAUGGUCUUCCAGGACUUGUUAAACACAAGAAACACCCUCUGUGCCUUGUUGCAAAGACUAAAAUUGCAUGUGCAUGA
Messenger RNA from Vicia faba (fava bean), 1458 nucleotides. The record is from the annotation of a GenBank genome assembly. NCBI's taxonomy places the organism in Eukaryota, Viridiplantae, Streptophyta, Magnoliopsida, Fabales, Fabaceae.